AGAGAUCGCCAAAGGUGUCUUGCGUACGGUGGUAGAGGCAGCUAAAUCUGGAGUGUCUGUCCUCAGCUUGUGUGAGAGAGGAGAUGUCAUGAUCAUGGAAGAAACUGGCAAAAUCUUUAAGAAAGAGAAAGAUAUCAAGAAAGGUAUUGCCUUUCCCACAAGUAUAUCGGUAAAUAACUGUGUCUGUCACUUCUCCCCCUUGAAGAGUGACCAGGAUUACAUCCUCAAAGAUGGCGAUUUGGUCAAAAUUGACUUGGGAGUCCAUGUCGAUGGCUUCAUAGCAAAUGUAGCACAUACUUUUGUCAUUGAGGCAUCGAAGGAAGCUCCAGUGACAGGUCGCAAAGCUGACGUCAUAAAAGCCGCUCACCUCUGUGCUGAAGCUGCUCUGCGCUUGGUCAAGCCGGGAAACCAGAAUUCACAAGUAACGGAUGCCUGGAACAAGAUUGCUCACUCAUUUAACUGCACACCAAUUGAAGGGAUGCUAUCACACCAGCUAAAGCAGCAUGUGAUAGAUGGAGAGAAGACCAUCAUCCAGAACCCCACAGACCAGCAAAGAAAGGACCAUGAAAAGGCAGAGUUUGAGGUCCAUGAAGUUUACGCCAUUGAUGUUCUUAUUAGCACUGGAGAAGGAAAAGCCAAGGAUGCUGGGCAAAGAACCACCAUUUACAAAAGGGACCCUUCCAAACAGUAUGGUUUGAAAAUGAAAACUUCCCGUGCCUUUUUUAGUGAGGUGGAGAGACGAUUUGAUGCUAUGCCUUUCACUCUCAGGGCAUUUGAGGAUGAAAAGAAGGCCAGGAUGGGGGUAGUUGAAUGUGCCAAACAUGAGCUGCUCCAGCCCUUUAAUGUCCUCUAUGAGAAAGAAGGAGAGUUUGUUGCCCAGUUUAAGUUCACGGUGCUUUUAAUGCCCAACGGCCCCAUGAGAAUAACCAGUGGCCCCUUUGAGCCUGAACUCUACAAAUCAGAAUUUGAAGUUCAAGAUGCCGAUCUGAAGGCACUCCUACAAAGCUCAGCAAGCCGUAAAGCCCAAAAAAAGAAGAAAAAGAAGGCCUCCAAGAAUGCUGAGAAUGCCACAACAGGGGAAACAGCAGAAGACAAUGAGGCUGGCGACUGAACGGCUCAGCUUUCCUCUGCCUCGCACCUGAUUCUUUCUCUCCCAUGUCCCCCUCUAACAAGAGAAACGAGCAUCCCUGCAUGGCUGUUUGUCUCCUAGGACCACAGGACAAACAGCCUGGACUUCCCACAAAGUGCAACCAGCUGAGAUUGACUUGGCCACUAAGGGAGGAGUCUCUUGGCCACUUCAGAAUACUUUUAAACGUGUGAAAUAAUAAAAUCAGGAGUAAAAAAACAGUCUACAUUCAAUCUUUCUAGCCUUUGAUACUACUUGUGCUCCUUAGAAGUGAGCAAAUGCAGUUCUCAGCAAGAACAGGAGCUUUCUUCUCGCUCCACCUCUCUCCUUCCCUAUUAAAGGUACUUUAACUCUUCUGAAAAAUCCUUUGACAUCUUUGCAACUAAUUAUACAUGCAAAAACUCAAAUCUUGACUUCAGAAUUGCAUUACAUGCAGCUAGUAUAUCUUGCAUGUCACUGCUUUUUCACUGUUUAGGCAGUUUUUCCCUCUUAAAACUCUAGGAUGUUCUUAAGUUACGGGAGGGGAGGAUUUGCUUUUUCAACCCCCAAUGAUACAUUUUAAUUUUUGCAGAAAGGCUCUUUGAAGAUUAUUCUGUUCCUCUAGGCAGUAUCAUUUUGUGUGUACAGAAUUAUUUUCAUUUGGUUAUAUAUUAUUGUUGGUUUAAAUUAUCACCCCAGAACAAAGAUAGGUUAAUUAACCACCUAGUAAAAUCCUUUCCAGGCUCCAGGAGAAAUAAACGGGAUUUAUUUCUGAUUUAACGGGAGCUCUUUGAUGUUUUUUGACAUUUUGUGCAUUUGUAUUUACUUAUCCCCCACACACUUGCCUUUUCAUUACUAAAACAUUUCACUGUACUAAUAUAUAUGAUACCUAAAGUAGGAUUUUUCAGAAGAAUUCCUCCAUAUAUAUAAUUUUUACAUGAAUGAAUGGAAUGCUACAGAAGUGGUUGGACCUGGAAUCAAUUCCAUUUAUGAGAAUCUCUUUUCUAUAGUAUGUCUUUCUAAAUUGUCCAUUUCAAUUGUAUAUGAUCAUGUGGGAUGUUUUUUCUAUGUUAUUCCAAACCAGGUUCUUGUCUAUACCCUUAAUGUAGCUGAAUUGAUUCCUGUAAAACUGCUUUGUGCUGUAUGGCAGGCAAUACCCUUCUGUCCAAUAUACCUGGAGUUUAGCAUUUAAAAGUCUCAGUUACUACCAAAGGUUAAGACCAUCAAAAAAAUUUUUAAAGUGUCUUUUUUUCUGUUUUUUUCCCCAUCGGUUUGUAAACUUCUACAUUAGUUCUAGAGUGCUUGCCUGCUUUUUGUAAGGAUCACUUUCAACGCUGAGUUAGGAAAGUACAAUGGGGAACAUGUUGAGUGGAGACUGAAUCAUAUGGAAGUAAUGAGCUUGGAGAGGAUCAUGCACAAGACUUGCAAUGAGCUGCCAAUUUAGUUUUAAACUGCUCCCAGUUGUUAACCAUGAAUUUAAGAGAAGGGGGGGUGGAGGGGGGAAUACUACUUGUUCCUAGUAAGGAACAUUUUAGCAUUUAUAAGUAAUAUGUUUUCUUAUUUCCCUUCCUUUAUGGUUCAGCCACAUUACCAGUUUAUAAACCACUAAGGCUUGCGGUUUAUUUAAUUUUUCUUUAUUUUGAAACUAUAAAGCAAUUGUAUCCCUUGAUUUAAAAAAAAUGCAGUUGGAAAUUUUGGAAGAAAAUUCCCACAAAUUGUUCUGUAACUUGUUUUUUUUUCCAAAUAAAAUCGAUUAGUGACACCCAUGGAUAGAUCAAUGGGUCUGCUAUGUUGAGGGGGUGGAGGAGUCUGAAAUUUGAAAUAUUUUGAUACAAAAUAGUAUAUACUUGAAGAAAUGUCUGCUUGUAUGCACUUACUAACUGAAAAUGUUAGGAAGAGUUGAUUGCUCUUAACUAUUACUACCUACUGGAUUCUUCCCAUUUCUGAAGAUCCGAAGUUGUCGUGUAGUGCUAUGUUUCUUACUUGAGAUAAGCGUCUAUGCCUGAUUCAUUGAAUAUUCUACAAUGCAUUUAAGAAACAGUAGGUUUAUUUUCCUCCUAUUUAAAAAGGUGGCUUUUGUUUUGAUAAUUAGCCUGUCCCCCCCCCCCCCCAUUUUU
Python bivittatus (Burmese python) is the source of this 3222-nucleotide messenger RNA. Lineage: Eukaryota; Metazoa; Chordata; Lepidosauria; Squamata; Pythonidae. The record is from RefSeq and is a predicted model, not a curated record.